Stylonychia lemnae is the source of this 5019-nucleotide messenger RNA. The record is from the annotation of a GenBank genome assembly. NCBI's taxonomy places the organism in Eukaryota, Ciliophora, Spirotrichea, Sporadotrichida, Oxytrichidae.
AUGAAUAAGAGGAACGACAAAAGAGUCAAUAAUAUGUCGAAUUAGCAGGAGAAGGAUGAAGAGGAUAAUCUUGAGGAGAAAAAUGCCUAUGAGCGCUUUGAAUACAGGACUAAAUAAAUCAUCUUCAAUGUCCUCUAUGUACUUUUGAAGGAUGAAGAGGGAUCAACAUUUGAAUUUGUUUUGCUUGCUAUAAUUGGAUUUCUUUAAAUAUGUCAAUCCUCGUUCCUUCCAAUUGUAAAUUUCUUUAACUUAAAAGGUUAAUAGACUGAUUACCCCUACAAUUAACCAGAGUUUACAGAAAAGUUUAAUUUUUAUUUGGACUUUGUUCAAUUGCCAGUUUGGCUAGCAUAAACAACUUCUAAGGUAUCCUAUAGCUUUAGUAGAAAGAGAUUUGCUUAUGUUUGGCCAGUGCAGGCUUUGAGAUCUAGUGUGGGGCUUUUUGUCACAGUUUUAUUCAUGCCCUUUCUUGAGGAAAACGGUCCUGGAUGGUUUUUAGAUGCCUUCCAUGAUGAAAGAUGCUGGGUUGGAUCUCAUAUUAUUCAUGCAAGCAUAAGUAGCGCAGUUUCUCUAGUUUUUAUAGCUAUUUGUGUCAUAGUAUCAUUGACUUACUAUGACAACAACAUUACCUCUAAUGAUUUCAGUGCUAGAGUAGAUUAGAGAAUAGUAUUACUCAUAAUAUCUUAUCUUGAUCUAAGAAACUACAGAAUUCUAAGACCGUUUUACAAUGAUAAUGCCAAUAUAUUCUAUACUUGUUUGUCUGGGUUAUUUUUGUGGGGAAAUAUUGUACUUCUAUUUGUAAAGUUAAUGGAGCCACUGAAUUUUGAUGGAGGAUAUUAAAUUUAUCUUCUUGGAGUCCCCAUUGUCAUCUUUAUUAUCAUUUUUGAACCUGACAGAAGAAAAAAACUGCUGAUUAUGAACAUUAACAAUAUUGAAAAAGGAGAGGAAGCUAUGCUCCAAAUCAGAUACUAUAUUCGUCUUGUAUAAUUUAUGGAAAAAGAUAGAGACAGCAAUAUUACAUUAAAAGGUUAUUUAUACCAUCAUGAAGACUCUUGUUCUUAUUCGGAUUGUCAAUUAAAAAAAUAUAAACAAGAAGUUAAAACUUUAAUAGAUGGUCUAAAAGGAGAUAAGAACUAUGAUGUAGCUCGCUAAUAAAAGCUCAUGAAAAAAUGUCUGCUUGAACAUGCAAAAAGUCUCUAUAGAGCAGCGAUUGCCAGAUUUCCUGAUUUUCCUAGUCUUAAGAUUUAAUAUGCUAUCUUUUUGAAGGAAAUGAUGGGUAACACUAAAGAUGCAUUAAUAUAGCUAAAGAUCGCCUCAAAGCAGUCACUUGCAUUUGAUGAGUAAUUUGUGGUUUUCAGAUAAAUGAAAUUAACUGAGGAAUCUAGCUCUCCUAAUUCUGAAACAGAUAAUGGUGAUAUUGAUGUUGUUGGGAAAUUAGCUUAUGAAUCAGCUUAGUAAUAACUAAAAGAGAGUAUACUUAAGUCUUCAAAUCUCCAUUUUGAGUUUUGGAAUUAAUUAUUAAAUGAGAGGCCAGAUAUCGACAGACUAAACUUAAUCGGUUAAAGAAUAAGUAGAUCAAUAAGAUAAAUUGAUGAGCUGUGGGAUACACUGCAAAAGAUAAAUGCCUAUUAGCUUAAAACUUCUCAAUUGUAUGCCUAGUUCUUAAUGAAUAUACUUAAUGACAAAACCAAGGGAGAAGCUCUAAUAAAGAGGGCUUAAGAGACAAGAGCAUUUAACUUUGGCUCUAACUUAGAUGAUUUGUUUGACACUGAGACCUUAAAUUAAAAUGCUACUCCUUAUAUAAUAAUUGAUGGGGAUUAGUAAAAUCUAGGUAUGAUGCUAGACUUCAAUAAAAGUUUACUUAAAAUGUUUGGCUAUACUUCAUCAGAACUUCUUCAUGUUCAUCUAGAUAAGUUAUUACCUGAUAUAUAUACAAAGGAUCAUAAUGCAGUUUUAGAAAAGGCUAUUUAAAUUUCAGAAAACGAAGAAAUCUAAUAUAAAGAUAGAUAGGUAUUUGGAAAGCAUAAAUCUGGUUACAUAUUCCCAAUUACUAUUUUAAUAAAAAUGCUAAAAAAUGUUAGACAGGAGAUAAAAUUCAUAGCUAUAUUUAAACAAGAAAAGGUAACAAUGCACUAAUAGUUUGCGUAUAUGCUAAUUAACAAAGAAAAACAAAUUUCGAUGAUUAGCUCUAAUUGCCUUACCUAUUUAGAUAUAGACUAGAAUAAAGUGAUCAAAUUCUAAAACAAGAAAAUUGAUCUGCCAUUUAUGUGUCCUGAAAUCUUUACAUCUUCUUAUACAGACACUCAGAAAUUAGAAUGGAAAAUUCCAGAUGUAAAUCACAAGUUAGCAAAGAGAAAGCAAUCAUCAGCCAAUGUUUAAGGCUUAAAAAGGAAAAAGACUAUUCACGCUUUAAGAAGAUAGUCAACUAGGAUUGAUUAGUAUCCUACUUUUAAUUACGUUCUUGAGACUUAUCUUCAAAUAAUUAAGAUGGGAUCGUAAGGUGAGAUUGGAUGGUUUGUCAAAAUUAGUGAUCACUCAUAAGGAGAGUUGAGAAUUAGAACUUAAAUAAAGAAGGUCAUUGCAAUUCCACAGUUUUAGUUUCAAUUUCAUCAAAACAGCGGGCUAUUUAUCAGAGAGAUAAUGAAUGAUGAAAGAGAAUAGAUAUAUAGGAAAAACAAAACUACAUUUACAAACUUCAUGACUGGCUAAAACGACAGUAGCUACAAGGAAGAGAUUAAAAUUCAAACUCCUAGAGGCAGAUAUAAAAUUGAAGAUAAAAGUAACGCCGAUGAGUUGAGUGAUUUGGAAUUAACGAGGGAUAAUCUUUUGAUGAAGGGUAAUCAAGAAGAGCAAAAGAUAAUGAAUAGUAGUAGAAGUCAGAAAUAGCAGUUAAAAUCAUAGAGAAACUAAGAUGAUUAGGAAGAAACUGCCAGUCUGCUAGAAAUCAAGCAAAAGUGGGGUAGGGGAAUCAAAAUCUACAAAUUAGUCAAUGGAAUGUUCUAAACAAAAGACUUCGAUGAAGAGGCCAAGCUCCAAUAAAAGCUAUAAGAGGAAAAGAAGAAGAAAGAAAUGGAAGAGUUAAAUGAGUUUGGAUACAAUCAAGAAAUGUCCUAAAAGGAACAAAUACAGGAAUAGAGUGUCAGAAAGGUACUCGAGCAUUUACUUCAUAGCAAAGAAUCACCAAGAGCAAUAAAUAAUCUUCAACUAGUAACAAAUCUUGUAAUUGCAUUCUUUUUGGCACUGGCAAUUGCAGAAUACAUAUUUAACAAUAGUUAGUUUAGAGAUAUCAAUGAGAACUUCAAUUUACUAAGAAUGUCCUAUGGUAGGCUAUCUGAAAUCUAAAGAGUAGCUUAUAAUGUUCGAACUUUGAUUAAUAUCAACGAGAAAAAAUAACAGGUUUACAAUAAUUAUACAACAGAACCAGACUUCAUAGAAUUCAUAAAAUAAGAUAUGGAGGAUUCAAUGAAUAAUUUAUGGUAUCUAAAUCGAAACAUCACAUAUACUAAUCUACCUUUAUCAUAGAGACAAAAAUAAUUAGUAAAUGAGAAGAGUGUCUAUCUAUACUUUAGAUAAAACAAAGAUAAAUCCAUUAAGACACUAGUAUUUAGCAUGAAGGAAGCUAUGCUCUAGAUUAUUAGUUCAAUCUUCACAGUGCGUCAUCUAGACAUAAGGGAAUUCACAGAGGAAAAUGAAGAUAUGUUCUUUAUACUUUAUAAUUCCUACAAUGACUUCUUACUUUCAACCCAAAGAACAUCGCUUUUGUAUAUGGAAGAUUUGAUUGAGAGAUCUGAAAACAAAAUGACUCUGAUUAUCAUAGUCUUCAUCAUCUCAGUUAUUGUAGUAUGCUUUGCAAGCUUCAUGGUUUUGCCAAUGAUUGUUAGAGUCAACAAGGUUAGAAUUAAGGUCCUGCUUCUAUUUCUGGAUAUACCUUCAAAUAAUGUUUCCUAAUUAGCAGAUAAGUGCACAGACUUUAUAUUCAAGUUAGAAGAUGAUCUAUUGAAUGAAGUAUUAACUGAUUAAUAAAAAUCAGAAGAUGAUGAUAAUCUUGAACAAAAAAUCAAAGAUAAAGUUAUUCAGAAUUUUUUCUCUAAAAAAUCAUCAUAAAAAAUACCAAGAAACGCAGUUAAAUCAUAUGCAAGGUUGUAUAUUAAGCUGCUUUUGAUUAUUGCUGUAAUACUGGGCUACUUCUCAGCAAUGUUUGUCAUUUCAUUAAAUUACAUUCAUGCGAUUGAUAUUGAAGCAACACAACUCAAUGUACUUUCAUAGGCUGAAUAUGAAUAUGCAUUUGCCUAGAAUGUUUAAAGAGAAAUGAUCUACAGUCCAGAAAUGCCUAUUUUUAAUAAAACUAGCUUCAAAGUUGCUAAAGAUUCAAUAAUAACUAUUCAAAAACUGUAAUAAAGUAUUAGAAACGAGAUGCAGAGAUCAGAUGACGGGGAGUAUAAAUCGGAAUUCAUCAACAUAUUUAAGUCAAACUUGUGCGAAAACCCACUUAUAAAUAUUACCUUAAUUCCUGAAGAUUGCUCAACAAUGCUGAACCAUGCUGCUUUCAAUGUAAAACCAAUUUUUCACAUAACAUAUUAUUAGGGCUACCAAACCAUAUUGAUUAAGUACUUCGGAUUAUUGCAAGAGAAUAUUAAACAGUAUAUAAUUGAGAUGGAUUCAACAACUAACACCACAAAAUCAUAAUAAUUACUAUUUGACUCAAGGAGAUUUUAUGAUUUAUACGUCAUUCAAUACAGAUUUAUCAAAGAUAUAAAUAGAUAUCUAAUCAAAAUACUUUAAGAAUAAGAAACUUAAGACUACUAAUCUAAGACCAGCAUGAGGCUUGCAUUAUUUAUCUGCUUUUUAAUUGGAUUAGCUAUUUUCUAUUUGCUUUUGUGGAUUCCUUUUGUUAGGAAUCUCCAUAAUUAGAUAUUGCGUACAAAGGGCAUGCUGAAUAUCAUCCCGAUGGAUGUUAUUAUUAGAAUGCCGAGAAUGAGAGAAUUCCUCAAAUCUCAAGAUUUUAUUUCAGGCAAAAUUUGA